Pomacea canaliculata is the source of this 4591-nucleotide messenger RNA. RefSeq names its product UDP-N-acetylglucosamine--peptide N-acetylglucosaminyltransferase 110 kDa subunit-like. Gene Ontology annotation, biological process: protein O-linked glycosylation. NCBI's taxonomy places the organism in Eukaryota, Metazoa, Mollusca, Gastropoda, Architaenioglossa, Ampullariidae. Gene Ontology annotation, molecular function: protein N-acetylglucosaminyltransferase activity; protein binding. The record is from RefSeq and is a predicted model, not a curated record.
GUUGACGUUGUUUGGAAGUAGCAUGCGCACUGUAUGACGCAGUCUACUUAGGCUCCCUCAGAGAAUUCUGGAUUUCGUAUUUGAGACAUAGACAUAACAUUUUAACAGGAGUCUUUGAUCCUGGCUGGAUUCUUUUGCGAGUUACAGUAUUCAUACUCUUCCAUUGAUUUGCCGUAUACAGAUUGGGAUCUGUUAAACCAAAAAAGUGGCUCACUCCGCCAUUUUGCUUUGGAACAAAGGAAUUCCAAUGGCUCAGAUCACACUUGAUGCAACUGGGCUUGCGGAGUUGGCACAUCGAGAAUAUCAGGCUGGGGAUUAUGAGCAUGCUGAACAGCACUGUAUGCAGUUGUGGCGGCAAGAGCCUGACAAUACCGGAGUACUCUUGCUACUCAGUUCUAUCCACUUCCAAUGCCGACGACUUGAUAGGUCAUCAUACUUCAGUCAGCUGGCCAUCAAACAAAAUCCUAUGCUAGCAGAAGCCUAUUCAAAUUUAGGAAAUGUGUAUAAGGAAAGAGGACAGUUGCAAGAGGCUCUGGAAAACUACCGCCAUGCUGUGCGUCUGAAACCAGACUUCAUUGAUGGUUACAUCAACCUAGCAGCUGCACUCGUUGCUGCAGGAGACAUGGAGCAAGCAGUCCAAGCAUAUGUCACAGCUCUUCAGUACAAUCCAGAACUUUACUGUGUUCGUAGUGAUCUUGGAAAUCUGUUGAAAGCUUUGGGACGAUUGGAUGAAGCAAAGGCUUGCUAUUUGAAAGCCAUUGAAACGUGUCCAAAUUUUGCCGUGGCAUGGAGUAAUUUGGGCUGUGUGUUCAAUGCUCAAGGAGAGAUAUGGCUAGCCAUUCAUCAUUUUGAAAAGGCUGUUGCCUUGGAUCCUAAUUUCCUUGAUGCAUAUAUCAAUUUGGGAAAUGUUUUAAAGGAAGCAAGGAUAUUUGACAGAUCAGUUGCAUCAUAUCUGAGGGCAUUGAACCUCAGUCCUAACCAUGCAGUAGUCCAUGGUAACUUGGCUUGUGUUUAUUAUGAGCAAGGAUUAAUUGACUUGGCCAUAGACACGUACAAGAGAGCAAUUGAGCUGCAGCCCAACUUUCCGGAUGCAUACUGCAACCUGGCUAAUGCAUUAAAAGAGAAAGGACAGGUUAAAGAAGCAGAAGACUGCUACAAUACAGCCCUUCGCCUGAGUCCUACUCAUGCUGAUUCUUUAAACAAUCUGGCAAACAUAAAACGAGAGCAAGGCAACACAGAGGAAGCAGUCAGGCUGUACCUGAAGGCUUUGGAGGUGUACCCUGAGUUUGCUGUGGCUCAUUCAAAUCUUGCUAGUGUUCUUCAACAGCAAGGCAAACUACAUGAAGCACUCAUGCAUUACAAAGAAGCUAUCAGGAUAUCACCUACAUUUGCUGAUGCAUAUUCGAAUAUGGGCAACACAUUGAAAGAGAUGCAAGAUAUCCAGGGUGCGCUUCAGUGUUACACACGUGCUAUUCAGAUCAACCCUGCCUUUGCUGAUGCUCACAGCAACCUUGCUUCUAUUCAUAAGGAUUCAGGUAAUAUUCCUGAAGCCAUUGCAUCAUACAGAACAGCUUUAAAGUUGAAACCAGAUUUUCCCGAUGCCUACUGCAAUCUGGCCCACUGUCAGCAGAUUGUCUGUGACUGGACAGAUUACAACGGUAGGAUGAAACGCUUGGUACAUAUAGUGCAAGAGCAGCUUGAGAAAAACCGCUUGCCUUCUGUCCACCCUCACCAUAGCAUGCUGUACCCUCUGUCACAUUCAAUGAGAAAAGCCAUCGCUGCACGCCAUGCCAGCCUUUGUCUAGAGAAGAUUAAUGUUCUGCACAAGCCACCUUACCAGCAUCCUAAAGACCUAAGUGCUAGUGGAGGUCGUCUUCGUGUUGGCUAUGUUAGCUCAGACUUCGGUAAUCACCCAACCUCACACCUUAUGCAGAGUAUUCCUGGCAUGCAUGAUAGAAAGAAAGUGGAGAUUUUCUGCUAUUCCUUGAGUGCAGAUGACAGCACAAGUUUCAGAAGCAAGAUUGCAGUAGAAGCAGAACACUUUAUUGAUCUGUCAAAGAUUCCGUGCAAUGGCAAAGCUGCAGAUCGCAUUCAUGCUGAUGGUAUUCACAUUCUUGUCAACAUGAACGGCUAUACUAAAGGGGCACGCAACGAGCUGUUUGCUUUGAAACCAGCUCCUAUUCAGGUGAUGUGGCUUGGAUACCCUGGCACCAGUGGAGCAUCUUUCAUGGACUACAUUAUUACAGACCGCAUUACUUCCCCGAUGGAGUUGGCUGAUCAAUACUCUGAGAAGCUAGCAUUUAUGAGAGACACUUUUUUUGUUGGUGACCAUCGGCAUAUGUUCCCUCACAUGCUGGAUCACCUCGUUCUAAAAAUCGUGGAUGAGACCACUGGGGCUAGAUAUCACUGGAUAAUAAAUGGAAUGGAUUUGGAUGCUAUCAAAAAGCUUGCUGCUAAGAUAGAGGUUCAGACACAGAAAGCUCUUCCUGGAGCCACAACAGAUUUGCCAAAUGGUGACCAGCCUGAAGUGCGGACAGAGGUGAUUGAACUUCCUUCAUCUAUGGCACAGGCAGUGCAAACAAUGGUUAGCAACAGCCAGGCACAGACCGCUCUGGGCAAUGUGAUAGUGCAGAGCGGCCUCACCACCAAUCAGACAAAUAAUAAAGCUGCUACUGGCGAAGAGGUUCCACAGUGUGUUGUUUUGUCUGCACGUGCACAGUAUGGCUUGCCUGAAGAGUGUGUGGUCUAUUGCAAUUUCAACCAGCUGUAUAAAAUUGAACCUGCUACACUGGAGAUGUGGGUUCAGAUUCUGAAACAGGUGCCAAAUAGCAUCCUUUGGCUUCUGCGUUUCCCAGCUGUGGGAGAAGCAAAUAUAACACAGGCUGCCAACAUCUAUGGCCUUCCUGCGGGUCGCAUCAUCUUCUCUAAUGUUGCACCCAAGGAGGAGCAUGUGCGCCGUGGUCAGCUGGCUGAUGUCUGUCUUGAUACCCCUCUCUGUAAUGGACACACCACUGGCAUGGAUGUCUUGUGGGCAGGUACCCCAAUGGUCACUCUUCCAGGCGAGACUUUGGCAUCAAGGGUGGCUUCUUCCCAGUUACACUGCUUAGGAUGUCCUGAGCUGGUGGCCAAUUCUCGAGAAGACUACAUCAACAUUUCUGUCAGGCUAGGAACUGAUGUUGAAUAUUUGCGUGGAAUGCAAGCCAAGGUGAAACUAGCUCGAAGCAUGUCUCCACUUUUCAACACUAAAACAUAUGCCAACAACAUGGAGGUGCUCUUUCAAUGCAUGUGGGCUCAGUAUGAACGAAACGGCACGCCAACACAACUGACCAGCUACUCCAGCAGUCGUAGCCUGCAAACACCAAAUGGUCAUGCAGUCUGAAUUGUGCGUGUACCUAAGGAGAAAGGACUUUUCCAGCUGGUGUUAAGCUCAACACUAGCUAAGACUCUGUACGUUCUUGUGUGAAAGAACGAGGAGAGCAUAUUUGCAAUUAUGAGGCAUUUUGGAACCAUUUUUGACAGCACACUGGAAGUUUUAAACUUUGAAUUUUCAUGUUCCUGAAGAUAUUCUCAAGCCUGUCAGUGCAAGAAUCAAAAGAUUCAUCCAUGUUUGACUGUUACUGUUUAUGGGUCAAACCAGAAUUUUUUUCCUUGCACCAUGUUUUAAAUAAAAAAAAAAUAUCAUUUAUUAUGAAUUGAACAUUUUUGAAAUGGUUUCCACAUGCUUGGCAACAAGAACUGGGGUAUUUUUGGGGAGGUUUUUUUUUCUUUUUCUGGUAUUAUCAACAGAUUUGGUUUAAAGUACUCAAGAAAUGUUUUGCAACAUUUAUAUGCCACUCAACUUCAUUUUAUGAUUACUGAAGAGUUGAAAAUUUCAAAAAGCAUCCAGCAGGAGGUAUAGUACCCUCCCUGCCCUCCAUUUUUUUUCUGUUGAGGUGAUCAAAUUGCCAUUGCUGAGUGUUGCAUAAUUUAUUUGUACAUAAAAACCAGUUUGUAGUAUUGUCACAAGUUCUCUUUUGUUGAUAUGUGGGGUUUUCUUUUCUUUUUUUUUUUUUUUUUUUUGCAUUUAAGCAUUUUAGAUUAAAAAUUUUUUUUAAGGUGAUACAAGAUAUGGACAACCCUUAUAUUUUUCCUGGAGACUGUUGCACACUUUUGGUCACAUUUUCUUCUUGACUACAGUCCACUUGAGGCCUUUGGUUACAGCUCAUGAUGCAAUAGUGUUUAGUAAAUACCCCCAAAACAGUGUGAUAUACCUGAAGUAAAUCCAGUUCCAAUUGCAGCAAGUGUGCAAGUAUUUUGCAAAUAAAAUGUCUGUCAUGGAUAUCUGCAAAUGUCUCACUAUUAAGGAUCAGAUGUAUAUCCUAUUAGCAAUAUAUGGCAAGUUUUUUUAAAAAUUGAUGUAACAGUUUUAUUAAUGAAUCUUACUUAACCACUCUGCUGAUGGUGGAUUUGUUUUUAAGCAUUUGGUGGGGAUGGAGGGGGAUGUUUACUGGGUGAACUAAACACUUCGGUUUGUGGCUUACUAAUUUUAAAAGUUGACAGCAUGCAAAGAAAUGUGAGUUUUGCAUUCCUACAAAUAAAUGUGGAGGCAACA